AUGAUACAAAAGUUGGAUUAGACAUAGGUCCAAAAUCAGAUCCUAAUUUAAUUUUAUGUAUAUCAAGAUUUGCAAAAUUUUGUUAAUUUAUUAUAUUCGUUAAAAGAAGUCAAUGAUUUUUUUAAAGAAUAAAAAAAUCAUGCCAUGGUUAAAUUAUGUAGAAACAAAGUAAUUUUAUAAAUGAAUUUGUCAAAUUGUAUUCAUUAUGACUUAACAUAAUAAAAUGGAUCAUCUGGAAUAUUAUUAGAUGAGAAAAAAAAUGCUGCGAGUUUAUUGAAACAGUUAGAGCCCGAAUUAGAAGAAUUUUAAUUAUAUAUUUAAUGGUAUUAAACUAAUUGUUUGAAUAAAAAUGUUAAUUUAAAACAAUAACACUUAGAAGAUAUAUAAAUUGUUGCUAACUUUAAUUAAAAUGUUUUAUCACAAAUCAUUCCUGCAAUUAAUUCUAUAGAUGAGCAAGUAAAAAAUUUAUAGGGUCAAAAAUAAUUUAUAACUCCUAGUAUAAAUUAAAUUAGAGAAAAAGCAAUGUAUUAGUAAUUCUUAUAUUUAGCAAAUUUAAAGAUCACACAAAAGAAAGUUUAGGGAAGAAUUUUCCUCCUAAAGAAACUUAGAUUGAGUAGGUAGUUUAAGAAAACAUAUUUAUUGCUUAUGAAAAAUCAAUAAUAAAAAAUUUCUAAAAAUUUGAACAAUACCAAAAAAAGUAAUAUGAAAAUAUUAAAUAAUACAUAAAUAGUUUAAAGGAAUCUUAAAAAGCAGAUGAAAAAUUUGCAUACCAAUUAUUUUAUCGUAAAAAAGUUCUUGAAUUUCAUCCUUAAUAUUAUAAAUUUUAUUUGUUUGGAUUUUUUUUAAGUUUUAUGGUAGAUAAUAAUAAGAUUGAAAAAAAAGAAGAUUAAUUUUUUUAAUUUUACUUAAAUAAAACCAACUCAGAAAAAAAUUAAUUUAAUUAUAAUCAUUUUGUGUAAUAUCUAUAUACGAUUCAAGAAAAAAUAGUUAAUGCAAAUUUUCAAUCUUAUUGUGAUUAUUACAAAAAAUCAUAAUAAUGA
Messenger RNA from Paramecium primaurelia, 1040 nucleotides. The record is from the annotation of a GenBank genome assembly. NCBI's taxonomy places the organism in Eukaryota, Ciliophora, Oligohymenophorea, Peniculida, Parameciidae.